Fusarium subglutinans is the source of this 963-nucleotide messenger RNA. Its product is annotated as small nuclear ribonucleoprotein. The transcript has 2 exons. The coding region runs from base 1 to 963 and encodes 320 amino acids. Gene Ontology annotation, molecular function: RNA binding. Lineage: Eukaryota; Fungi; Ascomycota; Sordariomycetes; Hypocreales; Nectriaceae. The record is from RefSeq and is a predicted model, not a curated record.
AUGAAGAGCAAGCGCGCAAGAGAGACCGCCGAGGUCGACGACAAGCCCAUUGCUUCCGUUGAUUCUGAGGCCCCAGCCAAGAAGCGCAAGCGCAGCGAGGAUGAUGGUGCCGAUCUGAAGAAGGCUAAGAAAGAGAAGAGAGACAAGAAGUACAAGAAGGAAUCGCGCAAGGAGCGCAAGGAGAAGCGCAAGAACCUCCAGGACCUCCCUGAGCAGGACGAUGACGAAGAGGCGGCUGAGGAUGCUCCAAUGGCUGAAGCUGAUGACAAGCCAGCGGAUGCGCCAGUAGAGGCAGAUAAGCCUGCGAAGAAAGACAAGAAGAAGAAGGACAAGAAGGCCAAAACCGACGAGUCACAACCACAGGACGGCGCCAGCGCCGAUGCCGAACCCAAGGACGAGCCAAAGAAGAGCAAGAAGGACAAAAAGAAGCAAAACAAGGCCUCCGAAACAACGACCACCAACGAUGAAUCUGCUGGUGGUGCUGAUGCAGAGGCUGCUGAUGGCAAAGGAGACCGUCACAUUGUCUUCGUCGGAAAUCUGCCCUUCACCGCCACUGCCGAAACAAUCAAAACCCACUUUGCCUCUCUCAACCCAGUGUCAGUUCGCUGCAUGAGCGAUCCCAAGGAUAGCAAGCCCUGCCGUGGCUUUGCCUUUGUCGAGUUCGAAAAGGUCUGGCAUAUGCGAACAUGCCUCGACAAGUUCCACCACUCCGAGUUCUCAGAUGGUGUCUCUUACCCCCGCCGCAUAAACGUCGAGUUGACUGCCGGUGGAGGUGGCAAGACAAAGCAGCGCCAGGACAAGAUCAAGGAGAAGAACCGCAAACUCGACGAGAACCGCACCAAGCGUAUUGAGCGUGAGAGGACGGCAAAGGAAGAGAACAAGGGCAAGGGUGACACUCGCAAAGCUGGAGAGGAUGGUAUUCAUCCAAGUCGGCGUGCCCACAUUCCUGGCAACCGCUGGUAG